AUGUCAGAGGAUCAUUAUAUUCACAGUGAUAAAGAUUUAAGAGUACCACCUUUUUUCCCUGCAGUUACAUCAGAAUGCAAAGAAGUUGCUGCUAAAUUCUUUAUUUGUAUAGAAAAAUCUACUAUUCCUUUGAAUGAACAAGAUAAAGAUGCACCAAGAAGAGGUUUAGUUUUAUGUGAAAAGGAAUUGAAUGCAUAUACACAAUGUAUGCUAAAAUAUCAACAAAAAUAA
Messenger RNA from Heterostelium album PN500, 231 nucleotides. RefSeq lists its product as uncharacterized. The transcript has 2 exons. Bases 1 to 231 code for a protein of 76 amino acids. NCBI's taxonomy places the organism in Eukaryota, Evosea, Eumycetozoa, Acytosteliales, Acytosteliaceae. The record is from RefSeq and is a predicted model, not a curated record.